AUGCUGCACUUACUUCCAAUUUCGACGCUCCUACUCGUGACACAGGUCAUCGCAUCACCACUCGCACGCAGCGAUUCCAAGCCCCUCCCACUGCUCAUCUGGCAUGGUUUAGGCGACAACUAUGCCGCAGACGGCCUGCAUAGCGUAGGCGACCUCGCAAACGAGACGAAUCCCGACACAUACGUAUACUAUAUCCGCCUUGAUGAAGAUGCUGGAAGCGAUCGAACAGCCACAUUCCUGGGCAAUGUCACAGAGCAGAUUGCGCAAGUCUGCGACGACAUCGCAGAACACGCGGUUUUGAGCAAAGCCCCAGGCCUCAACGCGCUUGGCUUUUCGCAGGGCGGUCAGUUCCUCCGUGGAAUGAUAGAGCGCUGUGGCGACAGAAUCAAAGUCAAGAACCUGGUCACAUUUGGUAGCCAACACAACGGCAUCGCAAAGUAUCAGCUAUGUAAAGACGGAGACUGGCUUUGCAAGGGCUACAUCGGGUUGCUCAAAUCCAACACCUGGGGCGCAUGGGUGCAGGGGCACCUGGUGCCAGCGCAGUACUUCAAGGCCACGAACGAAACGACUGGAGAACCCACGGAAGAGUAUCUCGAAUCCUCCAACUUCAUCGCCGACAUCAACAACGAGAGGGUGUUGAAGAACGUCACCUACGCGAAGAACCUUGCCGCGCUAGACAACUUCGUCAUGUACGUGUUCGAGGACGACACCACUGUCAUACCGAAGGAGUCUGGCUGGUUCGCGUACACCAACACUACCAGCAACGAGGUCACGGAUCUGAGAGAUCGCGACAUCUACAAAGAGGAUUGGAUUGGGCUCAAGAAGCUUGACGAGAAGGGUGGUCUACACUUCAAGACGACCAAGGGCGGACACAUGGAUCUUGGUGAUAAGGUGCUGAAAGAUGUCUUCAAGACCUAUUUCGCACCAGAGAAGACAUUAUGGGAUGGGAUCGUGGAUGAGGUUCAAGAGAUAAUGGAGUUGUAG
This is a messenger RNA of Alternaria ethzedia, 984 nucleotides long. RefSeq lists its product as uncharacterized. The record is from RefSeq and is a predicted model, not a curated record. Gene Ontology annotation, cellular component: lysosome. Gene Ontology annotation, molecular function: thiolester hydrolase activity; palmitoyl hydrolase activity. The transcript has a single exon. NCBI's taxonomy places the organism in Eukaryota, Fungi, Ascomycota, Dothideomycetes, Pleosporales, Pleosporaceae. The coding region runs from base 1 to 984 and encodes 327 amino acids.